AUGGAUGUCCUCGACGAGUUGGAGGCUAUGGCCAAUGCCGUCUCACUGGCAGACUCCAACGAGAUCGACAACAGCACAAUUUACAGAUGGCAGUCUUUGUUCGGCUACUCAGAAUCCGAAGCCCGCGAUAAAAUCAAAGAAUAUCGCUCAAGUUCGCAUGACUUCAUCGCUUCUGAUAGUCACUGGGACAUGGUCCGAGAUCAGAAACAACACGAAGGCUUCGACAGAGAGCCAUACGAGUACUCGUGCACUGCUGUAGCACGCAAGUCAUGCCAUCCAUUGACACUGACUCAAAAGCAGACGCAGAGGCUUCAGACUUCAACAUUCUUGGUCAAGCUCGAGGGACCUCUUCAAACCGUUGAAGCUGUGGCUCAGGCUGCAAAUAUGUCUUCGAUACAGGAGACUAUGAUGGCAUCGGACUCAUCGGGCCGGACCAGCUCCUUCUGUAAAGUCAACGGCCUUGAGAAACUGGCUAUCGAGGCCUUUUUAUCCAAGUCCAAAAUUCACUCGGCAUUCUCUCCUACCUUUAUUCGAAUCUCGCUUGCUCGAAAGGAGUUGUCAACCAACUCCGUCUAUCCAACUCUUGGUAUUGACUCGACAAUGCCUCAGCAUCGACUAGGAAAGCAGAAUGACAGCCCCCAACCUACUCAGAACGAGUACCCUAUUUGGUACUUUUUCUACGGUACUCUUGCGCAGAGUGAGGUCCUUUCCGACCUACUAGGCACUGAUCCUGUUUAUCACGAUGCCAAGAUCCGUGGUGGGGUUGUCGGAAGCUGGGGCAACUACAAGGCGCUUGUCGAUGAUCCAAGUCAGAGAAACAUGGUACAUGAGAAGGCAUUUCUAGUCACGUGUGAAGAGGAUGAGGAAGCUCUGCGUCUAUAUGAGACGGAAGCGUACGAGAUUGUCAGGUGCCGCAUUGAGGUGGAUGAGGGACGGGUCAUUGAUGGUUUAACAUUUCGUUGGAGAGAUGAAUAUUAA
This is a messenger RNA of Fusarium keratoplasticum, 978 nucleotides long. Its product is annotated as putative gamma-glutamylcyclotransferase. The coding region runs from base 1 to 978 and encodes 325 amino acids. Lineage: Eukaryota; Fungi; Ascomycota; Sordariomycetes; Hypocreales; Nectriaceae. The record is from RefSeq and is a predicted model, not a curated record. The transcript has a single exon.